UUGACAGAUCUCAGCAUCAUUAUGUCAAGUCAAGGUGAAGCCAGCGGCAUGGGAGACAAACUGCUAACACCUGAACAGGACCAGGGUUUAACAAGGCUCAGACAGUUUUCACCAGGACAUGUUCGUAAACUGGGGCAGACGAGGAAACUACGAGAGAGGAGGGAUUUUAAAGAAGAUGAGAAUCCAGAGGAGAAAGAACGAAGACACAAGGAGCUGGAGCUGAAGCCUCUGUAUAAGGAGCUGCUGUACACCAUCGCUCAUAAGAUGGGUCAACCAUCGUCAGUGGAGGUGUUCACAGACCCACAGCUUCACCUGUACAUCCAGGAGGCUUUCACUAUGACAGAGUCAGAGCACAGCAGUCUGAUGGAGAGAGUACAGAGCACAGAGCCCCCAGUGUACUGUCUGAUGGCCACUGUGAAGGAAGCAAAGGGGAUCCUGGGAAAAGAUGUCAGUGGUUUCAGUGACCCGUACUGUCUGCUGACCAUACUGGAGGAUGAGGAGGAGAAGAGGACUCGCCAGUCCAGAGCCAAACCCUGUAAAUCAGUUGUGAAGGACGCAGCAUCAGGAGACAAGAUCUACCAGACAGACAUAAAGAAGCAGACCCUGAACCCCAUCUGGAACCAGACCUUCAUACUAGAGUUUGGAGACGUCAGAGGAGCAAACUUCCAUCUGGAGAUGUGGGACAAGGACGAACAGGUGUCCCUCACCCAGAAACUGGAGGAGAUCAAAACCAAUUUUAACAGUUUAAGAAGGAUGAUCAAGGAGGCCAAGAAGGAGAAAGGCACUGACGACUUUCUGGGAAACGUUGUCCUAAAGCUGCAGGACCUCCACUGUAGUGAAGAUAACUGGUACAACCUGCAGCCCAGAACAGAGACGUAUCCUGACCGUGGACAGUGUCACCUGAACCUCAAGUUCAUCCACAAAGCUAGAGAUGGGACACUGAGUGCUGGUCGCAACGCUUACGUCAACUAUUGUGGGAUUCUGCAGCAGUUUGUUCAAGCGUACAUCUCCAAGCAGCAGAGCUCUGCUCCGUGGAAAGGUGCGCUGUGUGGCGAGGCUCAGACUCUGCUGGAGCUCUACGCCACGCAGAACGACCUCUCCCCUUUCCUCCAGGACCUGGCGAAGUGGGUAGCUUACAGUAAACUGUACCAGAGCCUGGAGGUGGACUCGUCCGUGUUGUUGCAGCAGCUCACCAGUAUAGAGUAUCACUGGCACCAGCAGGAGCUGCCGCACCAGCAGAAACAGGAACUGGGAGACUCUCUUCACGGGUUCCUGCAGUACGGACUCUGUCUGGUGUCCAAAUACAGAGACAUCUUCCCUCCAACUGCCUCUGCUAAUCCUAAACUCCACACACUGCUCAGAAUCCUGGUCCAGAUCUGUAAAACCCAGGCCUUUCAGAAACUGAACCCAGCUCACUUCGAGUUGCAGGAUGAGGUCAGCUUGGCCAUACAGACAGGUACACAGGAGUGGUUCACCAUCAAAAAGGGUCUCCACCAGCCCAUGACCAAGGAGCUGUCAGAGAUCGUCAGCGCCCUCUCCAGGCUGAUUGGGGAGGUGCAGGAGGACAUUAAACACAACAAGGACAACUGGAACAAGGUGUUUGUCAGUGCUGUGCAGGUGGACGUGUUCACCGUGGUCUAUAAGAGGUUCGACUCUCUGCUGGCGCAGGAAGUGAAGGACACUCUGUCACUGAUGGAGGGACAGAUGGAGCAGCCUCUGGCCAACAGCCUGUUCCCUGUUUACCUGAGUCUGCAGGCCAUCCACAAAGACAAGGCCUUCUUACAGAAGAGGGGACUCCUCGAGCUCACCAACUUCCACGAGGAUUUCAGGGAGGCUCUGCCGUACUGGCUCAACCAGGCCUUCAGCAAGACUCAGGACCGGGUGGAGCGGGCUGUGCAGGUGGACCAGCUCCAGCCGCUGCAGUCCGGCUCAGUGCCCAUUAAACACAGCUCCUCGGCAGUGGACCUGGUGGCCUGUAUCCAGCCCAUCUGCCAGCUGUGGGAACAGCUGUCCUGGCCCGACCCCGAGGAGGCCUUCAUGCUCAUGGUCAAACUCACUGAGGAUGUGUGUAAGAUCGUGGUGAACUACUGCCACAUCCUGAAGGAGAGGGUCCGCAUCCUGUCUGAGAACUCGGACCACGGCAGUGCCAUCAACAUGCUGUGUGUGGUGGUCAACGACCUGGAGCACCUGAGGUCCGUCCUCACCAGACUUCCUACACAGCUGAACUGGGCGGGGCUUCGAGACCGGACCCAAACCGUCAUCGGGGAGAGUCAGUUCCACAACACGCUGCCCUCCCAGCUGCAACAGGCCCAGAGCAUCCUGAGCCGGGAGAUCCGGUCCGCCUUAGACACGCUGGGAAAGAAGCUGAACACAGACAUCGAGACCCACGUUAGAAGCAUGUCCACCAGGCGGCGGAUUCCCUCCAAGUCCACAGAGGACGCUGCUGCUCCUCUGAUGCGCUACCUGGAGCAGGAGCUGCAGUACAUGAAUGAAAACCUGGUCCAGGAGAACUUCAACAGUCUCCUGACUCCUCUGUGGAACAACUCCGUGAGGAUCCUGUACCAGGUGGCGACUCAGCAUUCGCAACAGGAGGGGUUGAUGGUGUUCUGCCAGAGGCUGCUGUACACCCUGCAGUGUCUGGAGCAGUGUUUCCACGCGGAGGGAAAUGGACUCCCUCUGAACGCUCUUCACUCUGAUGACUACAAGACUCUCAAAGCUCACCUGACCCACAACUCUCUGAGCAGCCAGGAGCUGAUGCAGAAGUUCUUUGACAGGAAGAUAAAGGAGCAGAAUGUGUACAGUGGAGAGAAGUACGGAGCCGUCACCCUCCUCACCUCCUACAGAAGAUCAGACCAAAGACUCAGGGUGGAGGUGCUGAAUGCAGUCAACCUCUUACCGAUGGACUCUAAUGGUCUCAGUGAUCCGUUCGUGCAGCUGUGCCUGGAGCCGAACCACAUCUUCAGGGAGGUGGAGCCUCGCUGCACUCAGAUCAAAGACUGUGACCUCAACCCUCUUUUUGAUGAGGCCUUCGAGUUUCUGGUCUCUCUCGAUCAGUGCCAGGCUCCAGGGGCCUGCCUGGCGGUGACGGUUCUGGACCACGACACCCUGAGGACAGACGACUUUGAGGGCGAGGCCUUCCUGGGACUCAAGGCCAUUCCAGGAGUAGGAGGAGGGCGGGGCGGAGAUGGACUGAGCUCACAGCCGGACAGCCCCCCUGCUCAGAUCCGCCUUCCUCUGAUGCAUCCUAAACCUAAUGAGGACGUCAUCCUGAGGCUGCUGGAGUCGAGGAGAGGAGAGCGGGAAGCUCAGGCCUUCGUGAAGAAGCGACGACAGAGAGAGAAACAGUCACAGGAGGGAAACGGACAGUGAUGGACAGAGACAAGUUCUUCU
Messenger RNA from Seriola dumerili (greater amberjack), 3390 nucleotides. It is a transcript of the gene unc13d, whose product is annotated as unc-13 homolog D. Lineage: Eukaryota; Metazoa; Chordata; Actinopteri; Carangiformes; Carangidae. The transcript is spliced from 34 exons. The coding region runs from base 22 to 3369 and encodes 1115 amino acids. The record is from RefSeq and is a predicted model, not a curated record.